This is a messenger RNA of Coccinella septempunctata (seven-spotted ladybird), 1702 nucleotides long. RefSeq names its product nucleolar protein 10-like. Gene Ontology annotation, biological process: maturation of SSU-rRNA from tricistronic rRNA transcript (SSU-rRNA, 5.8S rRNA, LSU-rRNA). The record is from RefSeq and is a predicted model, not a curated record. The transcript is spliced from 6 exons. Gene Ontology annotation, molecular function: protein binding. Gene Ontology annotation, cellular component: small-subunit processome; 90S preribosome; nucleolus. The coding region runs from base 170 to 1684 and encodes 504 amino acids. NCBI's taxonomy places the organism in Eukaryota, Metazoa, Arthropoda, Insecta, Coleoptera, Coccinellidae.
UUCUCUUUCUCUUUCCCUCUUUGGUUCUGUGGAGUUGAUAGUUCCUCGUGUGGUCUUGUUUUGUUUUUGUACUCUGUAAUCUGCGGGUCUUGUUGACUGUGGUGAAGUUUGAAUUUUUUUUAAAUAUCCUUGUGUUUCUUGUUCCGUUGGACGAGUUCAGACAUUCAAAAUGGAAGUUUUUGAAUAUGAUAACGUUAAAAUUUAUAAUUUAAGUUGUGGAAAAUCAUUACCUGAGUGGUUAUCAGAAAGGAAGAGGAGAGCUCUGCUCAAGAAAGAUGUGGAUCUUCGCAGAAGGAUUGAGCUUAUACAAGAUUUCGAAAUGCCUGAUAUCAGUACAUCAGUUAAAGUUACUCCAGAUGGCCAAUAUAUAAUAGCAACAGGGAUCUAUAAACCUCGAGUUAAAUGUUUUGAUGUGAAUAAUUUAUCACAAAAAUUUGAUAGAUGUUUUGACUCUGAAGCUAUAACUUUUGAGUUACUAUCUGAUGACUACAGUAAAUUGGUAUUCUUACAAUGUGAUAGAUAUGUAGAAUUCCAUGUGGCACAUGGAAGGCAUUAUCGAUUGAGGAUACCUAAAUAUGGAAGAGACAUGAAAUAUUUCUUGCCUACUGGGGACCUGUUCAUAGUUGGUGUUACUUCUGAUAUUUAUAGAUUGAAUUUAGUAAGGGGUCAGUUUUUGACUCCUUUCGUUUCAGAAGCAUCAGUGAUAAAUAAAUGCGCAAUAAAUAAGGAGUAUUCUCUCGUAAUGUGCGGAACAAAAGAAGGAAAAGUUGAAUGUUGGGAUCCAAGAUGUCGAAAUCUGAUUGGAACACUUGACGUUGCUUUAAAUUGUUUGAGUAAGAUGGAAAAUGUAACCUCAGAGAACUUCCCAUCUAUAACUGCUUUAAAUAUGGAUGGUCCCUUACACAUGGGUGUUGGUACAGCAAAUGGUAUGGUUUUAUUGUAUGAUAUUAGGUCUUCUGAGCCCUACAUGGUCAAAGACCAUAUGGAACGGUUGCCUAUCAAAGAUAUUGAGUUUAACAAGAAAGAAAAUAUUGUAUUUUCAAUGAAUAAGAGCAUAUUGAAGAUGUGGGAUAAAAACUCUGGAAAACCAUAUGCUAAUAUUGAAACAUCAUCAGAAUUAAAUAAUUUAUGUGUUGUACCAGAUACUGGGCUGUUAUUCAUUGCCAAUGAAAAGCCUAAAAUUCUUACUUAUUAUUUACCCAGUCUUGGACCUGCACCCAAAUGGGCUAGUUUUCUGGAUUCACUCACUGAAGAACUAGAGGAAUCGAAUGUCGAGAGUAUUUACGAUGACUAUAAGUUCGUCACUAGAAGUGAGGUCAAUGCUCUGGGAUUGGAUCUUGAUGACUUGGUCAAAAAUAAUUUAUUGAGAGCAUACAUGCAUGGAUACUUUAUGGACGCCCGAUUUUACAAUAAAGUAAAAUCGGCAGCUCAACCGUUUGCCUUCAAGGAGUAUAGGCAAAACAGAAUAAAAAAAACGAUUGAAAGGUCAAGAAGGGCCAAAAUCUUGCCAAAUCUGCCAAAUCUUCCAAGGGUUAAUAAGAAAUUGGCUCUGGAACUUAUGAAAACAAAGUCGAAUGUAUUGAACGACGACCGCUUCAGGAACUUGUUCUUGAAUCAAGAAUUUGAAAUUGACGAAAAUUCGGAAGAAUAUAGAUUAAUCAAUAAUGUGGCAAAAGGGAAAUAAAAUUUAACAAAAAAGAAA